Molecule: messenger RNA, 5684 nt
Organism: Drosophila novamexicana
Lineage: Eukaryota; Metazoa; Arthropoda; Insecta; Diptera; Drosophilidae
Gene: vir
Product: protein virilizer
Exons: 6
Coding region: 35-5674 (1879 amino acids)
Cellular component (GO): RNA N6-methyladenosine methyltransferase complex
Molecular function (GO): RNA binding
Source: RefSeq, a predicted model, not a curated record
AUAACAUAUAAACGGGUCAUAAUUGCAAGCCAAAAUGGCCGAUGCCGAUGAUGGAGCCGAGCUGCUCUUCUUCGACACUUUCUCACACGAGGAAGUUACCGAUAUUAAUUUGGACCUGGUUCAGUUCCCGAAGCCUGUUUUCAUAACACAAGUGCGCAUUAUUCCACUGGGCGCCCGAGUGCAAGCGGAUUUUCCAGGCGGCGUUCGUCUUGGUGCCACGAAUCCUUCAAAAUUUGACCUGGAGUUCUUUGUUAAUGAUCUGGGCAUGCCGGGCGCUUCGGCGUUUGAGAAUUUGGGACUGCUCCGUUACAAUCAGAACGAUUGCAUACAUCUCGACUGCUCGCAGGAGAAGAUACCAACGGAUGGUCUCGUGCUGCGGGGCUGGUACAGUGCCAUUACGCUAGCUGUCUAUGGCAUACUAACCAACUCGGUAACGGAGCCCAUUGCCAGCCCAACGUUGCCCUGUGAGCCGGCUAUGACCGGACCCGAGAUGUGCAAUCUUAGCGGAGAGGCCCAUAAUGUGCUGCUACCGGAUGAAGUGCUCAAAGACGACUGGUCAGAGCCAAUGCAAAGCGAGCUGCUGGUUUCAGCGGCCCACAAGACCAGCGUCAGCGUUAGCGACUACGAGCACGAGGACAUGGAAUAUGGCAUGUCACGCGAUCAUUACCAUCAGCAUGCGGAUGAGGAACAACGCGAAUUGCGUCGCUUGCGACGUUCCACGCACUCGACAGAUCAUUCGCCACCACCGCUACCGCUACGCACGCACACCCACUCAGAGAGCAACGACAGGGAAUACCUGCGCUGUUCUCGUGACAAGGCACCUCGUGAUUGGUCGCGAUCGCCAGAGUAUUCGAGCCACCGCUCACGUCGCAAACGUUCGGAACGCUCGCGUUCGGAUGCAGACGAACACAAGUGGCCGCGGACACCACCAGUUUCAAUUGACUCGCCCACACGUCCGCGCUCCCCGGACCUCAUGGAUUACGACGAUGACGAUACACGUUCGCACUAUAAACUACAGAGUUCACACGGUUAUCGACACUCGGCGGAAUCGUUGCCACGCGAGCGCGAAGAAGAGGAGCGGGAGCGUGAGCGAGAGCGCUCAGAUACACCACAGGAGCAAUUUGAGCCCAUUUUAAGUGAUGACGAGAUCAUUGGUGAUGAUCUAGAAGAAGAAGACGACGGAGUUGACGCGGCUGCAGCGGCUGAAUAUGAACGCGAACUGGAGGCAGCUGCAGCUGCUGCUCCGCCGGCCAUAGACGCCUUCGAGCCAUGGCAGCGUCCACUACUGAAAUUCGACGGUGACUUGCAGGCGCAUUUCAGUAAAGAGCUCGAUACCCUUCGGCUACUCUUCAAGAAGCUAUCGCUGCAGAUCCGUUGGGACAAUGUGAGCGCCUUCAACGAGGAGCACGGCGGCGUCACUGUAGACGAGCGCGAACAGUUCGUCUACCUGGGCGAGCAGCUAAACAAUCAGCUGGGCUACCUAACGCAGCACUACAAGCGGCGCAAUUUUGUGCUGCAGCAGUUCUUCAAGAAUGACGAAUCGCAUCUGCGUCAAGCAGCGAAUAUAUUACAAAUAGCGUUGAGCUUCCAGGCGGCCUGCAUGCAACCGCAGCCAGCCUUUAAAAUACGGCACAUAAAGCUGGGCGCACGCAUAGCUGAGUUGCUGUGUAACAACGAGCAACUAUUCCGGCAUCUGCUGCAGCAGCAUAAUUUUGAUCCAUUUGAAGCUGUCUUUGCUCUCUACAAGGAGCCUUACAUGGCGUUGUCUAUCAAGCUGCUGCUUCUAAAGGCUGUCUACGCUAUGCUGGACACACAGCUCGGCAUCAAACACUUUUUGGCUGGCAAUACCAACGGCUAUCAGCUGAUUGUGGAGUCAAUCAAAACGGCCAAGCUAACCCGCACGAAAUACGCUCUGCAGGCCAUCAUCAAGAAGCUGCAUCUCUAUGAGGCUCUAGAGAGUGUUCGCAACAGCUGCAAUCAGCUCUUCGUGCGCAAAAUGGAACGACCGCCGCAGGAAAUUUGUCAAGAAAUCGAAUAUGCAUUUGAAAUGCUCAUGGAUGCUUUGGUGGCUAACCAGCUAAGCUUUCAGCAGCCGCGCCGCUUUCUACCCGUCUCCAAGAAAUUCGAAUUGGUCACCGAUCCAAAUGCGCAGCGCAGCUUUGGCAAUGCGCUGCAAUCCUACUUUAAGCAGCACGCACUGGCUGAGUCCCUGCUGCUGAUUCUAAGCAAUUCAAAGGAACUGCCGGCCACCACAUUCUUGUGCACACUGGAUUUGAUGCAUGCUCUGCUCAAAUCGCACGUGGGCAUCGAUUACUUUGUAGACGAUGCAUUCGAAGCGACGCAACUUAUUGUCGCCAUACUGUUGGGUCUGGAUGAAGUGCCUACGAUGCCCAAGCCGGAAAUAGUCAAGGAGCCAGAGCAAGAAGUUAAAACAGAGCAGAUAGAUAAACCUGUGGAAACUUCAGACACCUCGGAAAAGGAAGUAGAGGCAAAAGUUGAAACUUCACCCGGCGCAACUGUGGCUAUUGAUGUUGCGGUGCAAACGGAGCCAACACCCGUCAAAGUACUUCAGAAGUUGGCGCCCAUUCUUCGGCCCGUUUUGCCCCGCUUGGCGCGUUUGGGUAUUGAGCUGGCCUACAAAGUACAGACACGCUACCAUCUGGAUGCGAUUGUCUUUACGGCAGCAGCGCCCGAGUACGAUGCCAUUAAACUGGCCACGCACAUGCACUCGAUAUACUCCCAGACCUGCGAUCCGGCUGGUCGGCAGCAUACCAUUGAGGUGCUCGGACUUAAUAAUAAUCUGAAGAUAUUCAUGGACCUCAUUAAAAAGGAACAGCGGCUGCAAUCCCAGCGACAGCUGAGCUCGCCGGGCACUAAAUACAAGAGUCCAGUUCUUAGUUAUGCGGUGGACAUGGUCGACGCUUGUGUACGCUACUGCGAGCAGCUCGACUAUCUUAUUGAGCAUGGCGCAGUCAUACUGGAGCUGGCCAAGAACCAUGAAACCUUUGAGCCCUCUGUGUCGGCCGUGCUACAGGAGAUGUAUGUGUACAUGAAGCCAUUGGAGGCCAUAAAUGUGUUUAUCUACGAUGACAUAAUGCCCCUGGUUGAGGUAAUUGGACGAUCCCUGGACUAUCUGACCACAUUUCCGGGUGAUUUGAUAAUGGCCUUGCGUAUACUGCGUUUCUUGGUCACCACCAAGUCGACACCGCCACCCGGCAUCAAGCAAUCCAAGCGUGUGGGCACCGAGGAGCUGAAACAUCGCUUUGUGGCUCUCCAGCUGUACGCAGCAGACGGCGUGCAGCUAAUGAUUCAGAUAAUGGAACGGCUAUGCACGUAUUUUGAGCAGCCCGGUAUGCAUGCGCCCGCCCUGAUGACCAUUCAGGGUGUCCAUUGCUGCCAGAUUAUGUUGCCUACGCUGCAAAUACUGCGCGAGCUGCUCUCCUAUGCCAUUCUGUGCCGCGAUGGCACCUUCAAAGAUCUGACCUCCAUUGAUCAUCUUGUCAAGGUAUAUUUUCUGCUCUACUAUUAUCCAACACGCUGCCAGGCCGGCGCCGAGGUGGAGCAGUGCAAACUAGAGGUGGUGCAGACUCUUUUGGCCUAUACACAGCCGCACGAGCAGGACGAGGAGUCGCUGCAUAAGUCGCUGUGGACGCAAAUGAUCCGCGAGGUGCUGAAAAACAUCGAUGGACCGGCCAACUUUAUACCGGGUCUCAAGUUGUUGGCGGAACUGCUUCCGCUGCCGUUGCCCAUGCCACAACCGUUGAGCGAUCAAUUGCAGCAGCAGCACAAACAGCGUUUGAUCACCGAACGGAAACUGUGGUCCGCUCACUUGCAUCCGCAGAGCGGACAAAUUGCCAAGUUGGUGGAAGCGUUAGCGCCUUCUAGUUUCCCGCAGCUGUCAGAGCUGCUGCAGCGCGUCUGCAUGCAGCUAUCGGACUUGGCGCCCAAUAUGACGCUGCUGAUAGCCAAGACGAUUAUGGAACUGCUGUGCAAUGAAUACCAGAGCUCCAACUGCAUGCCGACCACCAAUUUGGAGCGUCUGCUGCGUUUCUCCACGCGUCUGUGCGCCUUUGCCCCGCUCAAGAGCUCCAUGCUGUCCAUUUUAUCGGGCAAAUUCUGGGAGCUUUUCCAAUCGCUGUUAUCGCUAAACGAAUUCAACGAGGUGGUAUCCAAUUGCCAGGAGGCGGUGCAUCGCAUACUGGACAGUUUCCUCGACUCGGGCAUUUCUUUGAUUUCACACAAAUCCACAGCACAGCCGGCGCUUAAUUUGUCUGCUGCACUGCCGCCCAAGGAGCUAAUCCCACGCGUCAUCGAUGCCGUGUUCAGUAAUUUGGCCAGCGUGGAGGUGACACACGGCAUUUCCAUUCUGGCAGUGCGCAAUCUAGUUAUACUCACCGAGCACGACUUCACCUUCUAUCACCUGGCGCAGCUACUGAAGCAAAAGAUUAGCGAGUUCCAGGCGUGGAUGGAACGUGUUAUCCUUCACAACGAGACAGUCGAGUAUAAUGCAAACAUUGAGUCGUUAAUUUUGCUGUUGCGAUCCUUGACACAAAUCGAGCCACCGCCUGGAAUGUCUGCAAUGCCACAGCGCACGCUUAAACUGGGCCCCGCUGAGCUCGUCCAGCUACUUGAGUUUCAGGAUGUGGAGCUAGACAAACCGCCAGUGCUACAGCGCAUACUCAAAGUGCUGGAGAAGCACAAAGCAGUGGCCAAUGAGGCGGCGCUGUGUGAUCUGAAACAGCUCAUUGCACUGCAGGCAGCUAAGCAGGAGCAGGAUACGCUCGCAGCAGCAGCGGCUGUUCCAAUGGAAACUACAAACGAAAGCGAUCCCAAUGCCACUGGCAGCAGCAGCAGCAAUGUCGUCGUCACAGGUGCACUGAACGUGGAACCAUAUCUGCCGCAAGCGGAGGGCAUUGUCACUCAGUACGAGGCACGUCCCAUAUUUACACGUUUCUGUGCGACGGCUGAUAAUGUGCAGCUAACGGCGCGUUACUGGUUGGAACCUCUGCCCAUUGAGGUUAUCGAGGAUAUGGAUGAGCCGCUGUACGAGCGCAUUGCCUGCGAUUUGACUGAUUUGGCCAAUGUGUGCCUGAAUCCCGAUCUGAAUCUCACGGGCGAUUGCAAGCGUGUACUGCAUUUAUCGGGCUCACCGCAAUCCAAUCGCGAGCUGACACCAACAGCACCCUGUUUCCGUACCCGACGUGUCGAGGUGGAGCCCGCCACAGGGCGGCCCGAAAAGAAAAUGUUUGUGAGCGCAGUGCGUGGCCGAGGCUUUGCCAGACCGCCACCCUCGCGCGGCGAUCUAUUCCGAUCGAGGCCGCCAAACACUUCGCGGCCGCCAUCGUUGCAUGUCGACGAUUUUCUGGCGCUGGAGACGUGCGGCGCACAGCCCACGGGGCCAACGGGUUACAAUAAAAUACCCUCAAUGCUGCGCGGCUCGCGUGUGGGUCGCAAUCGCGGCUCACGCAUCUCCGCGGCAGCUGCGUACAGACAAAAGAAACUGUUGCGCAUUGGCUCACCCUCCAGCUGGUCGGAGUCGACAGGCCCGCCGUAUCGCUCCGGCAAUGCUGAGACGCAUUUUAGCGGCGGGGGCGACGCCCACUAUACAUCGCCACAUUACAGUGGACGAUCUCGUGGGCGUGGCUUGCGCUCAAGACCACCCUAUUUGCGUUAAAAUCAGCGCC